This is a messenger RNA of Cimex lectularius (bed bug), 3503 nucleotides long. RefSeq names its product synaptic vesicular amine transporter (gene Vmat). Gene Ontology annotation, cellular component: terminal bouton; synaptic vesicle membrane. Bases 82 to 1551 code for a protein of 489 amino acids. NCBI's taxonomy places the organism in Eukaryota, Metazoa, Arthropoda, Insecta, Hemiptera, Cimicidae. Gene Ontology annotation, molecular function: serotonin:sodium:chloride symporter activity; xenobiotic transmembrane transporter activity. The transcript has 13 exons. Gene Ontology annotation, biological process: aminergic neurotransmitter loading into synaptic vesicle; transmembrane transport; xenobiotic transport. The record is from RefSeq and is a predicted model, not a curated record.
GGCGGGAAGAGAGCGGGCCCCCCUUGGGCCUUCACAACCUCUCACCAUGCCUCGCGUCAACCAACACCCAUAAGAGGUAGAAUGGCGGAGGGCCCGAUGACGCUAGGCGCCCUGUACCGGGUUUGGCUUAUCAGGUGCAGGGAGUCGAGAAAGCUAGUUCUUGUCGUCGUAGCUAUAGCUCUCCUUCUGGACAACAUGCUUCUUACAACAGUGGUUCCAAUCAUCCCUGAUUUUCUUUAUGAGAUCGAACACCCCAAGGAAAAAGAGGCACUGCAAAAGCAUAUCGUGACGACUCUCCCACCGGUCUCAACAACCCAGUCGCCCUUUUUUGAAUUUAACUCCACAUUGGACACAUCUUAUCCUCCAGAGAACACAACCGCUGAACCUUCGAUGGAAGAAAAGAGACACAAGGACCUCGCAAAAGAAACGGUUUCUGUCGGAUUGAUGUUCGCUUCCAAAGCCUUUGUCCAGCUCAUAGCCAACCCCUUUGUAGGACCUUUGACAAACAAAAUUGGCUACAGUAUUCCAAUGUUGAUAGGAUUUAUCAUUAUGUUUCUUUCUACCAUAAUUUUUGCUUUUGGACGUACAUAUUCUGUUUUGUUUAUUGCCCGGGCUCUGCAAGGUAUUGGAUCAUCCUGUUCAAGUGUAGCAGGAAUGGGUAUGCUAGCUGAGCGAUACCCCGAUGACAAAGAACGAGGUAAUGCAAUGGGCUUUGCAUUAGGCGGCUUGGCUCUAGGCGUCUUGAUUGGGCCUCCGUUCGGAGGGAUUAUGUACGAAUUUGUAAGCAAGUCUGCCCCAUUCAUAGUACUGGCCAUACUUGCACUUGUAGAUGGAUUACUACAACUUUUGCUUCUACAACCAGGCAUUGUAAAACAGGAAACUGAAUCACAUUCCCUGAAAGCGUUAAUUACUGAUCCUUACAUACUGAUUGCUGCUGGUGCGAUUACAUUUGCAAACACUGGAAUCGCUAUGCUUGAGCCUUCGCUUCCCAUUUGGAUGAUGGAUACGAUGGGGUCAGGACGCUGGGAGCAAGGUGUUGCUUUUCUCCCUGCCAGCAUUUCAUAUUUGAUUGGUACAAACUUGUUUGGACCCCUUGGACACCGCAUGGGGAGAUGGUUGGCUACCUUGUUAGGAUUAAUUAUCAUAGGAAUUUGUUUGAUGUGUAUACCCAUGGCAAGCAACAUGUACCACCUUAUUGUACCAAAUGCCGGCCUAGGGUUUGCUAUUGGAAUGGUCGACAGCUCGAUGAUGCCCCAGUUGGCCUAUCUGGUCGACAUAAGGCAUUCUGCAGUUUACGGUAGCGUUUAUGCUAUAGGGGAUGUGGCAUUCUGCCUCGGUUAUGCCAUAGGGCCUGCAAUGAGUGGAACUUUGGUCAAUUCAAUUGGCUUUGAAUGGAUGUUGUUCUUAAUCGCGCUUCUCAACUUUAUCUAUGCACCUUUGAUGGUCAUUAUGAGGAACCCACCAACAAAAGAGGAACAAGAAAUGCUGACGCUUGGUGAAAAAUCUUCAGUUCGUUAUGUUACUUAUCAAAAUGAAGACGAGGAUGAAUGAUAGCUAAUGGUUUUCGGUUAAGAAAUUAACUGAAAUAUAAAUUUAAUUAAUGAAAAAUACUGAUCGCUUACAAAUAUUAUCAGAUGAUCCAUCAAGAAGAUGACAAAAAUUACAAAUUUUGAGGUCCAAAAAGAAGAUGAGCACAAAUGAAAAUCGAAUAGUCAAAUUUAUUAAUUUUAUGAAAUUAGAGUAAAAAGUUUCGUUUAAUUAUUUGCUGUUUCCAGUAAGGCCUACAUCCUUGCACUCAAAAACUCCAAGAGUUAACCAUAUCAUUAUUUUUUUAAAUUUUCAAUUUAGCACCACAGUGUAAUUGUUGUAAAAAAAUGAAAAAAAAAGAAAGGACAAAGCAAUUGUGAUAAAAAUGAAAGAUGCAGUAUUAACCUAAAGUUAUAGGACUGUGAUAAAUAUCGCCUGAUGAUGGCGAAAGUUAAAAUAAAAUGCACUUGUUCUUUUCUGCAAUUAAAAUUGACUUAGUUUAUUUUUGCAUUAAAUAAAUGGAAUAAUGUUAAGCAUCACUCAGCUAUUCAUAAAAAAGCUGCUGAUAAUGUCCCUCCACACGAUCUCAUGGUCAGCUUUGAAAAAAAGCUGAAAUCCGACCAUCCAUCCUUUCAAAACUUCAAUAAGCCGAUGUUAUAAAUCAAAAAUUUAAUUUGGUUCAAGCAAACUUUUCAAAAAUAAAAAAAACUUCUUACAUGUUUUUAGCCAAUACUUUUAAAAUUUCAGAAUUUUGUCAGCCGCUGAAAGGUGUAUACUGUAUCUUUUAUUCCAAAAGAAAUUUAAUUAUUUAAAAUGAAAUUCAGUUUUUCCUAGCCGAUUCAAAAAUAUAAGGGGGUAAAUAAAUUUAUAAGUGCUGUAGUAAAUAUUGCACGGAGGAGAUAUGAAAUCAUUAAUUGUACAUUUAUGAUAGACGCACAAACAUUAGUAUAUUUCUAAAUUCAAAAUUGUCGCAACGAUGUGACACCCGGGCACCCCUCAGUCAAAGAAGGUUGUGAAUGGCUGCACACCGUCUAAUUGGUCAUAAAACCACUGAGGUUGUUGAAAAGAUGGUGCCCAAUUGGCUUUAAAUUAAUCGGCAUUGAAAAUGUUUAUGUAAUUAAAAGUGCGAUCUAUCAAAACAUCGGAUUUGACUUACCAACUAUUCUUAUUGCACAAGUUUGCGACUUAAGUUGUACUGUUGAUUAAAUAUAAAAUUAAACAAAAACUUAACGAUUUGAAAAAGAAAAUUACAAUAUUUAAAAGUAUUGGGACGAUGCCUCUCAGAUGGUCUUCGUGAGUUGCUUUUCGGGUUUGGUAUAUUUCGAUGGAAGAGCUUACUUCUAUUCCAUAGUUGGUUAAACAUAUGGGUUGGUUAUAAUAAAUUUAUAGUAUAUGUAUAUGUUCUGUAUUAUCUCUUAUUAGUAAUAUACAAGUACAUUGUAGUGGCAUUGAAUAAAUUAAUCCACAGUUCAUGUUAAAAUAAUCUGUUAGUCCAAUAAAUGAAAAGGACUUGGUGUUUCUGAACUUCUGCUGAAUGAUUUCAGAUUGUUGUUAAUGCAUACAAAAAUAUUGUAAAUGAAAGAAUUGCCUAUGUUUUGUCAUUACAAAUUUAUCUUUAUAAUUAUUCACUAAAAUAUUUUCUUUUAAAUUUCAAAGAGCAUUCAGAUACUCUGGAAUGUCAUUGUGAAAUGACAAUAACCUAUUGUUAUGCAUAUUUAAUAAAACUACUAUUUAUGAAUAGUAUAUUAAGCUGGUUUGGGUCCGAAAAAUAAGACGAUAGCCGACCACUAUUUGGAAAACCAAAUUAUUUAUUGGUUUCUGGGAGGCUCGUCUUUUUAUUGUCAUGUUAUACAAAUAAAUAUAAUAUUCUAUAUAUGUGACUAAGUCAGUGGCUGCUAACUGUGGAAGCUUAACAUUGUUGUUACUUUAAUGGUGUUCUUGCUGUUAAUGUGGUGCAAUAAAAUGUUGUAAAACAG